AUGGCCUCGAAUGAACUGGAGUCGUUGUUUCUGUUCGCAUCAAAGUAUCCUCGGCUAUAUGAAAACCUAUACGAGCGUUACCAGGAACUCCUUGAAGGCGGUCACGAUCCAAAUGAAGAAUGGGGCGAUGGUCGUGGUCUGAUCCGCUCCUCGCCAUUGUUCAGCGCAAUCAUGGACGAGAACGUCCAAUUGACGGCCCUCUUAUUGAAUUUUGGCGCAGAUGCAACUCGGUAUAAUGGAAGAGGCCGGACGGCGCUUCACGAAGCCAUCUUCCGUGCUCAUAAGCCUAUUAUCGAGCUGCUCCUAGAGCGGGGGACGAGUCCAGAGACACCGUUGAAGUCCGAGUUUCUCCAAGGUGGCACUGCCCUCCAUCUUGCAGUGAGUGGAGGCCAGGUGGAUAUUGUCCAAAGUCUUUUAAGUCAUGAUUGCAACUCCCAAGCAAGGUGUGAAUCAGGUUGGACACCUGCGGACAUUGCCAUUCUGGAUCACCAUUCCGCAGUACUCGAGGUGUUGCUGAGCAAGAUAAACUUGGAAACUAUGUGUAGCCCAGGUAAUAACGAUCAAUGUUCUCUCAGCCUAGAUGCGAAGGCUGAUGGCAAUACAUCUUUCCUCGCGUCCCACCUCCUAGAGCAUGGAGUCAGAGGAUCGGACCGGGAACAUCAUGCCUUUUUUCGAUCAGGCCUAUCGCGUUCAUUAAAUCUACUAAACCCCAAUAUGGCCAUCUCUGACCUCUCAAAGACCCUUAUAGGUCACAUGGAAAGCUUUCUAAGGCUGGGAGCAGGUAUCAACGGCCUCAUUAAUUGGGCGAGAAACCUAUGCAAAGCGUGCAUCGAGUUUAACACCCGAAAUGGAGAAAUUCUCUUCACUGCAUUCGAUCAUAGUCGUGAUCUUCCCAGCUUGAAAGCAUCAUCUGAAAGUGGCUGUGACCUUUGUCAGUUACUCCUCGAGGCUUUAGACAACCAUUGGUGUUUAUUGCAUCAAAUUGACAAACACUGGAUCGAGGAGCUUGGAGUCAAACCCAAAGUACGACUGCUUCUCGAGAACAAAGAAGUGGUACCGAGAUUCGGAAGCCACCGAUUGAUUGUAGUAUGUGGCGAGAAGAUUUCAUUUAUGGAUCUCAACCAUGUUCAAAAACAAAUCAACGAAGCCGUCUCCCAGACUGCCCCCACAGACACCAUGACGACUGGGUCAGAGAGAAGCCUAGCCGUUGCAAAGGCGUGGAUGGAAAGAUGUGAAGCGAAGCAUGAGACAUGUCGACGACUCAAACUUGGCAAGCUCCCAUCACGGGUAAUAGAAAUUUCCAGUGACUUGCACCCUCCCAAAAUCCACAUCUCUGUGGGGGAACAAUUACCGUACGUGGCGUUAUCGUACUGCUGGGGAACAGAUCAGAAUAUCCGCCUCCUUUCAACCAAUGUUGAAACCUAUAUGGAGGGAAUUCCCAGUGAAGCAAUACCACGAACCAUCGCAGAUGCGCUCGAAAUUACGAAAGCGCUGGGUUUGAAGUAUCUCUGGGUCGAUUCACUGUGUAUCUUGCAAGAUUCUGAACAAGACCUGCAACAUGAGCUGUCCUAUAUGGGCGAAAUUUACGCCAAUGCAUGGCUCACUAUUGCCCCAAAGAAUUCCUCGAGCUGCAAUGAUGGUUGUUUCCGGAAACGGGGUUGGAAAACGAGCGCAAUAGUUCCAUUAGACAUCAGAUUACCGCCACCCACCGAACAGAGGACUUCCCAAACACAUCUCCAAGUGGAGAACAAGCGCACCUCUUGUGUCAAUAGACUCAUGGUACUACCGCGACACCGGAUGGAAGAGAACGGCAAGAAGUCGGUUCUUAGAACUCGAGGCUGGACGUUGCAGGAGGAAUUACUGUCCCGCCGGAUGCUCCAUUGCUCUGACCGUGAACUGAGCUGGACCUGUUUGGAGGGCCGGUGUACGGAGCGCAUACCUGAACAGGAAGACAUUCGAGGCCGACGAAAAUGGAAAUACGCCAUGAGGCGUGUCAUUGUGACGGGGAUCGAUGGCUAUGGUAACCUGAACAAGCUGACGCGGGAGGACGUCUUCAACAACUGGCUGGAGAUUGUGGAGAACUAUCUGAAGCGAGAACUAUCAAAGCCCGAGGAUAGGCUUGCUGCAAUACAGGGUGUUCAAGAGGCAAUCGGGAGAGUUUUAAAUGACACUCCCGUUGCUGGCAUUUGGAAAGGCCAACUAUUAGCACCCAGUCUACUUUGGAAGGUUUCCGAUCCGAAAGCGAAGACUGCUGCAAAACAAACAAAGACUGGGUCUGGUAUCAUGACGUGA
This is a messenger RNA of Clonostachys rhizophaga, 2292 nucleotides long. Lineage: Eukaryota; Fungi; Ascomycota; Sordariomycetes; Hypocreales; Bionectriaceae. The record is from the annotation of a GenBank genome assembly.